AUGUCGAUGCCGUUCGAUGUCGCUCCUGAUGUGGAUGCAUCCACACUGCGAGUUGCACAGCUGCGCACAAUCUUGCAAGCACAUGGCAUCAUGAUGCCGGGGCAUGCACGCAAAGCUGCACUUGUAGCUGCCUUUGAAGAGCAUGUGCGGCCUCAUCUUGUGAAAGCGGAGAGCAUGCAAGCUGUACCAGAAGCAGCGCCAGUGACGCCAGCAACGCCAGCAAUGCCAGCAAUGCCAGCAACUCACCCAUCAGCGGCAUCGUCUGCGUUGUCUACACAACCAAAGAAAGAAAGCACCCCUCCGUCAAUGGGAAUUGGAACGCCAGGUAUGCGCUUCGUCUCACAAGAACAGCCAGGCGCCUCUUUGAAAGCAUCGCCACCGGCCAGCAUGGAUAUCCGAUUUUCUGACGAAAACCCAUUUCAACGUCCUGCUGUGACCCCCACGCCAUCACGGAAAAAAGCCCAGCGUUUAUCGACGCCAGUGGCAAAACCCCUGACGCCCACAUCGUCGGCGAAAGCCAAGUCGACGCCCGUGUCGAAGGCGAUGAGCCACAUGCCACACACAACAUCUCCAUAUACCCGCACGCCAGACAAGGUGCGCCAAAUAGCCAUGGCUGCGUCGCACGAGCUACAUGUGCCUGGCCAAGCAAUCGAGAUGUCUGACAGUGACUCUGCUGACCAAUCUGCCGAUGGACCAACACAUGGGUUCCCGCUCUUGCCAAAGGAAAAUCAGUCACUGUCGAUCACGCAGCAAAUCCGCAUACACUGGCGGGCGACACUGGUCCGUUGGACUGCCUGGUUCAGUGUACUUGCAUGGAUUUGGUUCUGCUGGCAAUCGCGAUUGGAAGGGUACUGCCUCUCAGGCACACAGCCACCGGUGCCUGAGCGACCCACCAAUGUAUGGCAAGCGCUGCAGGUGGUCGUCACACCAGUGUGCACGCCAUGCCCAGAACAUGGGGUUUGUGUUGGCGGCCAACUUGUUGCAUGCGAUUCGUCUGACUACACGAUAGAAGAGCCAGCUUUAGCUCAGAUCCCCCUCCUUGCACAGCUCGUGCCCCUAGGAUGGCGCGCCAGGCGCUGUGUACCUGACACAUACAAGCUCGUGCUGGCUUCCGAAUUGGCCGAUGCUCUCGUCGACUAUCUAGCGCACUUCCAUGGACAGGUUCGGUGCGGCCGGCAACAGGCACAUGAGAAUGCACCAGUCGAAGCACCAUUGGGUAUGUAUGCCUUGCCAGAAACCGAAGUGAAGACGCUUCUGCAAGCGCGUACGGUGGACACGGUCGACGCGCAUACGUAUGACGUUCUAUGGCGCAUGGUAAUCGACGGGCUUCUUGAGCAUGCACACGCCGACAUGCAGGCUAUUGUGCAAAACAAGGAUGCAAGAUCGAUUCGGCAUGGAUCGGUCGUUGAUCGAUGGCUCGUGUCGCCACGCAAGACCAUGCCGGUGACAUGUCGGCUGCGCUUAUACGUACUUGACUGGGCAUGGCGCCACCGCCUUGCGCUGUUAUGCACGUUCCUUGCUCUCGUGGGCACAUUCACUCUCUCGCGCCGUGUGCAGCGUUCACGGAUCCGUCAGCAUGUGGUAUCGACGCAUACUCAACGGGUGUUUGAGCAGCUGCAGAAACAGGUGCUUGCUCACAUGGCGGCCAUGGAGGCGGGCUCGAGCCGUGUCGUACCACGUGGCAUUCCUGUGCCACAUCUCCGCGACACGAUCCUGCAAGCGGAGCCCAAUCCUCAGGUGCGGCGCCAGCUCUGGCAGCAUGUGGCCAAAGUUGUCGAGCGCAAUGCAAAUGUACGCACACGUCAAGCACAGUGGCAUGGUGAAUGGCAACGUGUGUGGGAAUGGAUGGGCGUUGUGCCUGUGGAACGUGCUGAGAUCCGUGGCGGCCAACAAUUGGAUGAAAGCCGACUUGCCAACUCAGAGCAGCACCACAACGACACAACGACAAAUGAUAUCAACAGCACCGAUAGUGCCGACGGCACUAACCACGAGCAUGCCGACCAUGACGUUCACACGGCGUCUGUGCCUCAUGGAAGACAUGCGCGCGCAUGGGCCGCACAAUGCAUUACUUUCUAA
This is a messenger RNA of Malassezia globosa CBS 7966, 2076 nucleotides long. RefSeq lists its product as uncharacterized. NCBI's taxonomy places the organism in Eukaryota, Fungi, Basidiomycota, Malasseziomycetes, Malasseziales, Malasseziaceae. The record is from RefSeq and is a predicted model, not a curated record. Gene Ontology annotation, cellular component: nuclear inner membrane. Gene Ontology annotation, molecular function: chromatin binding. The coding region runs from base 1 to 2076 and encodes 691 amino acids. The transcript has a single exon.